This is a messenger RNA of Saccostrea cuccullata (small rock oyster), 1575 nucleotides long. RefSeq lists its product as uncharacterized. Lineage: Eukaryota; Metazoa; Mollusca; Bivalvia; Ostreida; Ostreidae. The coding region runs from base 20 to 1288 and encodes 422 amino acids. The transcript has 3 exons. The record is from RefSeq and is a predicted model, not a curated record.
UUUACUCUAACGAGCGGAAAUGCCUCCCAAAAAUAAGACUAAGCGGAAUUGCAGACUGAGAGACAACGAGGGCAAAGCAUCAAGGUCAAAGAGGUCAAGACAAGAGCGACCAGCGGUAGCGAUAGAGGUUGACGAUAAUCAUACAGUUCAGGAACCAGGUCCUCCAGGAAGCAUCGCCGCCCAAGAGAAUGUAGUUGGUGCCAGAAAGUCAAACUCUACCCCACUGGCCCCAGCGCCUGUGCCUGCUUUGGCCAUUGAAUCUCAAUCAGUGGUUCCGCUUCAAGACGUUAGCACCAGAGGCAAGCACCAGACCAGUCAACAUGAUUUACAGAUUCAAAUGAAUAAAUUGCUAUAUGCUUCAAUCUCUGAAAACACUAAGACAGCAUACGAAACAGGACAAAAUUCAUUUUAUAAUUUCCGGAAAGAAUUUGGGUACGAAAUUUCAUGGCCCCCACCUCUUAGAGAUGUUCACUUUGUUGCUUAUCUGUCACUUAAGAAGUGUUCCCAUGCUACGGCAAAAUCUUAUCUAUCUUCGAUUAGUUUUCAAUGCAAAAUUCACAAUUGGGUUGAUGAAACAAAGAACAUUCUGGUUGUAAAGGUUCUUGAGGGUAUGAGAAGAACUGGUAGGUCUGCAGAUGCAAGGCUACCAAUAACCUUGCAGUUGCUUACUCAAGUUGUUAGGGUUUUAUUGAAGGUCCCUGAAGUUAAAGUCUGGUGUGUGGGCUCCUCUAUUAUUAAGAAUGCAGUGAUGGCAUCAGUAUGCAGACCGGGGGGAACAAAUCUUGGAUUGGAUAGAUUAAAAAUAAAUAUCUGGUGGCAGGGAUAUUCAGGUUUGAAUUUUUUGGGAUUUAAAAGAAAGCUCUUUUUUCUUACAGAAUAUGAGGAAUCCCCAGAUUGUUUGGUUAUUCACUGUGGGGCAAACGAUUUAGGAUCAAUUUAUCUGUAUACUCUCAUUGAGAAAAUUAAAUCCCAUCUAAAGAUUAUUAAGACUCGCUUUCCACAUUCUACACUUGUUUGGUCACAGAUGCUGCCACGAAAUAAAUGGAGGUACUCGGGGGACAAUAAAGCAAUGGAGCGAUCCCGUCUUAAGGCCAAUAGGGUAGCUGCUUCAUUAGUGUUAGAGUUGGGGGGUUGUUACAUAAAGUACCCUGAUUUAUUGAAAAACAUGUCACAAUUUCUGUUGCCAGAUGGAGUACACCUCAAUGACCUAGGAAAUAAACUCUUUCUAAAUAAUAUCCAAGGGGGGUUAGAAUUUUUCCUGUCAAAGCAAGGCAAUGUGUAUCCUUAAACAAAACAUAAAGAACAUUGGGCCGUGGGGGCUUUUUUGUCAGUUGCUUGGGUGCUCCCCCAUGUGUGGGAUGACUGCAAACUCUCCUUCGGUUGUUCGCUGUCAUGUGGCGUUUGCGCACACCAAAGCAACUGAGGCCUACAUAAACUUUGUAUUGUUGUGAAGUUUUCACCAUUGAACUGUGAAGGGGGUUGAAAUGUUGAACCAUUUUAUAUGUAAAAUAUUUGCUGAUAUGUUGAUAUAAUUUGUUUUGUGCUUGAAUUGUGCAUAUAACUAAUUACACUUAA